Messenger RNA from Aspergillus homomorphus CBS 101889, 1392 nucleotides. RefSeq names its product putative l-fucose permease. Bases 1 to 1392 code for a protein of 463 amino acids. NCBI's taxonomy places the organism in Eukaryota, Fungi, Ascomycota, Eurotiomycetes, Eurotiales, Aspergillaceae. Gene Ontology annotation, biological process: transmembrane transport. The record is from RefSeq and is a predicted model, not a curated record. Gene Ontology annotation, molecular function: transmembrane transporter activity. The transcript is spliced from 6 exons.
AUGGGAGUCAUACGCUUCCUGAAGACCCGGACGGGAUUCAGGGUCGACAAUAGCCAAACUACAUCGGCUGCCGCUCUCACCUUGCGCCAGAGCAUUUGGCCCUUAACCCUCGUCACGAUUCUCUUUUUUCUAUGGGGGUUCGCCUAUGGGUUACUCGAUACUCUCAAUAAACAUUUCCAGAACACGAUGCACAUCACUCGUACACGCUCUUCUGGGCUUCAGGCGGCUUAUUUCGGGGCCUAUCCGCUGGCGUCCCUGGGCUAUGCGAACUACAUGCUCCGUCAUUUCGGCUACAAGACUGUGUUUAUUUUCGGACUGACUUUGUAUGGUAUUGGCGCUCUUUGUAUGUGGCCUGCAGGUUUGAAUCGUUCAUUUGGGGGAUUCUGCGCAGCCACCUUUGUCAUCGGCUCAGGCUUGGGGUCCUUGGAGACGGCUGCUAACCCAUACAUAACUGUCUGUGGCCCACCCAGAUAUGCUGAGAUCCGAAUCAACCUUGCCCAGGCUUUCAAUGGCAUAGGAACCUGCGUGGCGCCAGUACUUGCCUCAUAUGUCUUCUUCACCUCCGUUGACGACGAUGUCAAUGCCCUAAAGCGUGUUCAGUGGGUUUAUCUUGCCAUUGGCAUCUUUGUAUUUGUCCUCGCGGGCAUCUUCUUCAUCUCUACGAUUCCCGAAGUGACCGAUGAAGACAUGGCCUUUCAGGUCGCCGAGACACACGUGGACGAACAGGAGAAACCGCUAUGGAAGCAAUAUAAGCUCUUCCACGCCACAUUGGCGCAAUUCACCUAUACCGGCGCACAAGUCGCUAUUGCCAGCUACUUCAUCAACUACGUCACAGAGACAUGGCCCGGCACUUCCAGUGCCACGGGCUCUAAGUAUCUAGCCGGUGCCCAGGGAGUGUUCGCUGUUGGCCGCUUCGUCGGUGCUAUCCUCAUGAGAUUUGCCAAGGCUCGCUGGGUAUUCUUGGUCUACCUCUCAUGCACUGUUGCGUUCAUCGCGGCUUCUACCACGCAACAGGCCCGGACAGGCGUCGCAAUGCUCUUCUGUACCCUUUUUUUCGAAUCAGUAUGUUUCCCCACCAUCGUUGCCCUCGGCAUCCGCGGCCUGGGACGACACUACAAGCGCGGCUCCGGGUUCAUCAUUGGCGGCGUCAGUGGCGGUGCUGUUGUGCCCCCGAUUCUCGGCCAUGUGGCGGAUAUGCGGAAUAGUACGGGCUUUGCCAUGAUCGUGCCGACUAUGUUCAUGGUCGUUGCCUGGACGUAUGCCGUUGCAGUCAACUUUGUGCCUGCAUACAGCGAAACGGUCGACAAGGUCGGCGCCAGUGAUAUUGGGCUUCGGGAGGAGAAUGUUACGCCAAAGGAUAUCGAGGAGGCGGCCACAGCCAAAAUCGGGUAG